Messenger RNA from Tetrahymena thermophila SB210, 2994 nucleotides. RefSeq lists its product as hypothetical. Lineage: Eukaryota; Ciliophora; Oligohymenophorea; Hymenostomatida; Tetrahymenidae. The transcript is spliced from 4 exons. The record is from RefSeq and is a predicted model, not a curated record.
AUGUCUAGUGAUUAAGUAGAUAGUAGCUUAAAAUAAGAAGAAUCUUAACAAAUUUAAGAUAAUUAACAUAAUACAAUUAUCAGCAAAGAUAUAAAAUCCGAUGAUGAUCAAAAAAAAAUAAUAGAUCUAUAAAAUUAAUAAAAUCAUGAAGAUCAGCAAUAGCUUAGUAAUUUAGAAUCAGAACUAAAGUAAAAUAGUGAAAUAUAAUAGUUUGACUUAAAUUCUUUACAAACUCAACAAAAAUAAUAAAAUAAUAAUUCGCCUGAAUUCUGUGCUGAAAAAUUAGAAGAGUCAAUCAAAAAAGAAUUAACUUUUAACAAUCUUUCUAUUUUAAAUAGCCCAUCAGUUUAAAAUAGAAGUUAGGAUGCGCAAAACUGCCAUAUUUCAGUAUUUAGUGAGUAAGUGAAAGAGAUUAAUUAAUGUUCAGAAAAUUUUGAAGAAAAUAGCGGCAUAGCUGUCAAUAUAAAUAGCAAUCAUACUUAAAACGAUGAAUAGUUGAGUACUGAAAAGGAAGAUAGAAAAUUUAUACCAAGUUAAAAUGAUGCUUAAUAAUAAAACUAAGUUCUAAAUCAAAAUAGUGCAAAAGUUGAAGUUAGUCAUGAAUAAAAUAAAAUUCUAGAUCUAAAAGUUGAUUUAUAAAUGAGUAAUAAUUAGAAUUAAAGUAAUUUAAGCCCAUAAAUAAGUAAAAAUUAGAUUUAAGAUACUUAUGUUGAUAAAAAUAGCUAAGAAGAUAAUAUAAAAACAAAUAAUGUAUUUGCAAAGUAAAUGAAUGAAGAGGAGAAAAAUUAGAAGUAAAUUUAAAAUGAAGAUCACCAUACCUUAGAUUAAGAAUCAAACCAGUCUUAUUCUACAGUGAUUACUGAUAAAAAAUAAAAUAAUAUGAUCAAUAUUAAUAACACCAACUUAAUUACUAAUAAAGGCAAUUAAUAUUAAAUACAUACUCAAGAAAAGAAUCAAAGAAAAUUUACUGAUGAUAUUCUUGACGAUAAUUCAAGCUUUUAUAAUUAAAAUGUUCAUGGGCUAAUUAUACCUGAUGACAUUAGUUUUAUAAAACCAGAGUAAGAUACUAUUUCACCAGGUAAUCAAACUGUAGUUAUUGCUGAAGGAGCUAUGAAUUAAACUUAAUCUAUUUAAUUUUAAGCUAUUAUUGAAGAAUAAUCUAGCCAAAGUCAAUAAAUUCCUGCACAGAGAUAAUCUAAAAUGGACACAAAAAAUUUUCAAAGUGCUAUAUUUGAGAGAUAGAGUAAGCUAAGUGCUUCUUUUUAGCUCGGAGCUGAUCGUUUGUGCUAAACUGAAAUAAAUGAACUUCCAUCUUAAGUUACUAUUUAAAUUAAUUAAAAUUAAGAUGAUGUCAAUAAUUUUGAUACAAGAAGGACAAGAUACAGAUACAUUAAAUGCUGGGAAGACAACAGAGUUUAAAUUGUUGGAAUAUAUUAAGAUAUAGUUAAUAAUCUCUCUGGUCAAGCUCUAGAGAUUGCAACAAGCUCAAGCAAAAGUAACUAUAUAGUUAUUAAGUACUUCAAAGAUAAAGUAGCACAGCUUUUAUAAUUUAGUUCUAUGAAAUUCAGCCCUAUUUUAGGAAAUGGAUGUAACUAGUUUGACUAGUUAAAUAUGAUUAUUUAUGAGUUAGACGAUUUAAAUAAAAGAAAAAUGAUAAACUCUAAAAAAUUUGCUGAGUUUGUAGAAUAAUCAAUAAUUAAAGAAAUAUUAAAUGCAAGCUCUUUAAAAUAUGAGUCAAGACUUAAUCGCUACAAAGAACUGGCAAAAUCUUAUAAUAAAAAUAUUUAGCAUAUAGGAAGAAGCGCUGCAGAAUAAUACUAAGAUUAUUCUAAUAUAUUUUCUGAUCUUGCAGCCAAAGAUAUGAAGACAAAAAAUAAAAAAAAGCUGGUUAAAGACUUUUAAAAAAAGGACUUGUGUUAUAAUGAAUGGAUUUUUUUAAGUAAAGUAUUCAAGCAUUAUGAUUGCUUAAAAAAUUUUGGGAUAGAAACAAUUAAAUUUGUUAAGGAGCUUAAGGAACUAGAACUAUAGAGGGUUGAAGGUAUUAAAAAGAGUUUAGAACUCUAUGUUAACAGAUAUGAAGAAGUAUUUGGAAAGAUUCCUCAAGCAGGAUUAAAUUUGAUAAAGUUCGACAUUGAUUAAAAAUCUUAGUCAAAGCACUCUUCGAUUGUAAUACUUAAAUCCAGGUCUUUAAAAAAAUCAUAGGAUUGUAACUUAAUGCAAUAGAUUUAAAUUGGUAGAGAAGUAGAUUCAAAUGAAUCUUCCCCAAAUAAAUAAAAGCUUAAUACAUCAAAUCAUUCAUCAGAAAAUGAAGCUAAAGAUGCAAUAGAAAUGUAAAAUUUUACUAUUUAAGAUAUCUCGCUAAAUUAAAGUGGGGGUAAAAGAAAAUCUGGUAGCCCUGAAAGAUAUAUUAAUGGACUUAGUCCUUGCUAAUCUUAAACACUAGAUUCAAACAUACUGAGUAGAGAAGAUUAAAAUAAAAAUUAAAAACCUUUGAUCAAAUAAAUUGAAGAAUGUGAUGUAAACAAUGAAGUAAAUCCAUAUUUUACCUUAAAAAGUUACUUGCCAUCAGAAGAAUAGAAUUAUUUAAGAAAAUUGCAAGAAAUAAAUGAUGAAGAAGAAGUCGAGUUUGAUCAUUUAUUUAGAUUUAUUGAGAAAUUCUAGCUAAAAGAAAUAAAAUAAUCUUAGUUAGUAAGAAAAGAAUAUAAAGCACAGUAUGUAUAGCAAGGAUCAAAUAAAAAAGAAAUUAAGAAGGAUGUUUUAAUAAUCGUUACAUUUGAUUACAACUUAAUAAUAGUUGAAAGUCUUGCCUCUAACUUUUUCAAAAAACCAAUCUUUUUUAUAAGAGGAAGCCGCUCUAGAUAUAAUAAUAUUAAUAAUAAAAUUUAAGUUAUAGAACUAAACAACAUUCUUUUCAGAACAAAAAAUUACUAUACAUUUAUAUUUGACUAUUAACAAGAUUGUCAAAAUUUUAUAGAAACAAUGAAAGCUAAAUGA